This is a messenger RNA of Paramecium tetraurelia, 879 nucleotides long. RefSeq lists its product as uncharacterized. The transcript has a single exon. Lineage: Eukaryota; Ciliophora; Oligohymenophorea; Peniculida; Parameciidae. The record is from RefSeq and is a predicted model, not a curated record.
AUGAAAUAAGCCAUUUAAAAAGCGAUGAUUGAAAUUGCAAAUCCUAAAAAAGGAAAGGAAAUUUCUUCUUACAUGAAAAAUGUUCUUCCAUUUAGAGGUUUAUAAUAACCAGAAAUUACUAAAGUAUUCAAUUCAUUCAAGGAUUAAAUAAAAUAAUUGGAGGAUGAUUAAAAGUAUGAGAUAGCUGACUUUUUGAUGAGAUAAGAAUAUGGGGAAGAUAAGAAGAUAGCAUUGAUGAUUGCGGAAAAAAUGAAAUUUAAUUUAUAAAGAAUAAAGCUAACAGAAAAAUGGUUUAUUGAUGGUCACAUAAAAGAAUGGGCAACAGCAGAUACGUAUUGUGGAAGAGUUUUAAAGUAGUUUGUAAUCGAGAAGGAAAACGCAAAAUUAAUGUUGGAUUGGGCUAAGCAUGAAAAUUUAUGGAUGAGAAGAUCUAGUUGUGUAGGUUUUGUAACUUUGGCAAGAAAGAAAGUAUGUGAUAUGAAUCUGCUUUUUGAGAUAUGUUAAGAGAACAUAGUUCAUUAAGAACGAUUUAACUAAUUAGGAACAGGUUGGUUAUUAAGGGAAAUGUCACUGGUUGAUCUAAAAGGAGUAAUUGAAUUUAUUGAAAAAAACAUUAAAUAUUUCAGUAGUGAAGGUUUAAGGUAUGCUUAUGAGAAAAUGAAACAAAGAGAUUAAAAUUACUUGAAAAAUUUAUUAAAAAAUACUAAUUCAAAAGAUAAUAAUCAAUAAGAUGACGACGAUAAUGACGAAGAAGAAAAAGGAGAUUAGUAAUAAAAGAAAUAGAAAUUAAAGAAAAAUGAUUCAGAAGAAGAAAGUGACGAAGAGUUUAAAAUUAAGAAACCAAAAAGAUAAAGUAGACAAUAUAAAAGGAAACUGUGA